Molecule: messenger RNA, 3589 nt
Organism: Scomber scombrus (Atlantic mackerel)
Lineage: Eukaryota; Metazoa; Chordata; Actinopteri; Scombriformes; Scombridae
Gene: ldb1b
Product: LIM-domain binding 1b
Exons: 11
Coding region: 417-1544 (375 amino acids)
Biological process (GO): negative regulation of transcription by RNA polymerase II; nervous system development; positive regulation of transcription by RNA polymerase II
Cellular component (GO): transcription regulator complex; nucleus
Molecular function (GO): LIM domain binding
Source: RefSeq, a predicted model, not a curated record
AGAGGAGGAGGAGGAGGGCCUACAGCUAUUGUUCAUGUCCUCCCGUGAACAAAGGGCUCAUCGGGGUCCGUAUGUAAACCCACAGCAGGCUUCAGCCCACUAACAAGGCCUCAUGCGGGACAAAACAUAGCCGACCGACUCCCGCAAUUUGGGCCGUAUUCCCUCUCAGUGUCGCGGUUUGAGCAGAUUUUUUUGUAUUGAUCCUGUUCACAGGGACGUAUUGUGUUGGUACGUCGCGUCCAGCGGGCCUAUCCGUCUUUACGCACGGAGCGUACACACGGUCUAUCACCACGGAUCUGUAAACAUCAAUUUUCUGAUUGGACUUCUUUGCAGGCUGUUCCUCCAAGUCAUUCAAGCUGUACUCCCCCAAGGAGCCCCCCAACGGUAGCACUUUCCCCCCUUUCCACCCCGGCACCAUGCUGGACAGAGACGUGGGUCCCACCCCAAUGUAUCCUCCCACAUACCUGGAGCCAGGAAUAGGGAGGCACACACCAUAUGGCAACCAGACAGACUACAGAAUAUUUGAACUCAACAAACGGCUACAGAACUGGACAGAGGAGUGUGAUAACCUGUGGUGGGAUGCAUUUACUACAGAGUUCUUUGAAGAUGACGCCAUGUUGACUAUUACUUUCUGUCUGGAGGAUGGACCCAAACGUUACACAAUUGGCCGGACGUUGAUUCCAAGAUACUUCCGGAGUAUAUUUGAGGGCGGUGCCACUGAGCUCUACUAUGUGCUGAAACAUCCCAAGGAGUCCUUCCACAAUAACUUUGUCUCCCUCGACUGUGACCAGUGCACCAUGGUCACCCAGAAUGGAAAGCCAAUGUUCACACAGGUGUGUGUAGAGGGGCGCUUGUACCUGGAGUUCAUGUUUGAUGACAUGAUGAGGAUAAAGACGUGGCACUUCAGCAUCAGACAGCACCGUGAACUCAUCCCCCGCAGUAUACUGGCCAUGCAUGCCCAGGACCCACAGAUGCUGGACCAGCUGUCCAAAAACAUUACAAGAUGUGGCCUGUCGAACUCUACUCUUAACUACCUCCGACUCUGUGUUAUCCUGGAGCCCAUGCAGGAGCUGAUGUCCAGACACAAGACAUACAGCCUCAGCCCCAGAGACUGCCUCAAGACCUGCCUCUUCCAGAAAUGGCAGAGGAUGGUGGCACCACCAGCUGAACCAUCAAGACAGGCCCCAAACAAGCGGCGGAAGCGUAAGAUGUCAGGUGGCAGCACCAUUAGCGGAGGAGGAGGAACUAAUAACAACAACAACAACAAAAAGAAAAGCCCUGGCAGCGGCUUCCCUCUGUCCAGCCAAGUUCCAGAUGUGAUGGUAGUGGGAGAGCCCACAUUGAUGGGAGGGGAGUUCGGCGACGAGGACGAGCGUCUGAUCACGCGGCUGGAGAACACACAGUUCGACGCGGCCAACGGCAUCGACGACGAGGACAGCUUCAACAACUCUCCGGCGCUGGGCUCCAACUCGCCCUGGAACAACAAGGCCCCCUCCAGCCAGGAGAGCAAGAGCGACAACCCCACCUCACAGGCAUCGCAAUAGAGCCCGGAGCCCCGCAACCUCAACACAAACCCCCCUUUCCCCCCGUCUCUGUCACUCCUCAGCCCCCCCACCACCCCCACCCAACCAACCCCACCCCCGACAGCCAUGGGUGCAACAGAAGCACCCCUCUCGCCCACUCGCUGACCAAGACAUCAUUUAGAGCUCAGAUUCAUCAAACACAGGUAGCCCGAAGGAGCUCCCACUGAGCCAGUUCUUCCCCUCAUGUUUAGGCACUGCGGUCCCACCUCUGCCCCCCCCCCCCCUUACCUCAUACACAACACGACCCGUCUGCUCUUGCUAAUUUUCAGUUCGGACAGCGACUUGGUAAAUGCUACCAAGGAGGCGCGGGGAUUUAAUCCAGGGGAGAACUGUGCACUCUAAACAAACCGUACUGAACUCUAAAAACACCCUAAACAAACCAUACACCUGUAGGAAGGGGCGGGAGUGGAGGGGAUGGGGAGGGAAGAGGGGGGCGGCGGGGCUCGGAGAUGGUGACAAGUUGCUUAGGGACGACUUGUCCACCCGUCCUCUAUACAUUGGCUCUCAAUUCUGGACUGCCUUGACGCGUAAGCCACCGGUAACGUCUGUUAAUAGAGUAUAUGUGUGUGCGCGCGAGUGUGUGUGAUGUUUGAGGAGAGAGAAACGAGGCCGUCUGAAUGCGUCUGUGGCUUUGCCAAAUCAGGCAGACCAGAAUUUAGAAUCAGUCUCAAAAACCAUUGAAAUUCACACUCUUAGCAGGAGAGCUGAAAUGUGGCACUAGGGAAGUGACACACACAUAUACACACACAUAUACACAUACACACACACAAAAACACAAUGAUUGAAGGAUUUUGAGUCCCCUAGUGCCCGAGCCAUCUCUGAUUAGACUACAGUGGAUGCAGUCUUUCAAACAGAGAGCAUUUACAACACACACACAUACACACAGUUACACAUUUUAAGAGUUUUUAUACAGUAUAUAUUUCCCUAGAAUGUUUUUUAAUUUGUAUUAAACGCCUUCAUUUCAAUUGUUACUUUUUUAUUUUCUACCGAUACUGAAAAGCUACAGACCAAGGAGCAACACAGGACUUUUAUCCCCCCUCCCCCUCUAAAAUAUAUUGUUUUUAUCUUUUAUGUUUAUAAAAGAGAAAUAAUUUAGUGUGGAUGUUUUUAUUUUGUCUUUUUCGUUCCUUUUUUGGAGAUUUGAAUUUUUGUGUAUUUGUGCUUGUAUAUUUAAGGUAGUAGCAAAGUUCUGUCUGACUGUAAUAAAAUGUAUUCUUACUUAGAUUUACCUAAAGCCAUCCCGAUCUAAUGUAAAGAAACAAAAAUAGGAAAAAGGAGAAAAAACACUCAUGAACCCGUCCCUCUUAUCUUCCCACCUGCUCUUUCCUCCUCCUCCUCCCUCUUUUUUAAAACUGUAAAUUAAAUUACAAACCCCGGGGGUACAAUGGCACCAUGGAAAGAUGAUUUUACUGUGUCUGUUGAUUUCUUUUUUCUUUUCUUUUUGUAUUUAUUUUUGGAAAUUUCAGAAACUCACUCAUAUUUCAUGUAUACAGGAAGUGAUUUUUUUUCACUUACCAAUCAUCACAACUUUUGUGUACUGCAACUUUCAACCUGAUGUCAAGUGAAUGUGCUCGCUGAGUUUGUUAGUUAACCAGUGAAUUUGAAGUUUAAUCACUGGCUACAAACAGAGGGUUUUUUAUUAGUUUUCUGUCCAAACUGUCUUUAUUUGUGUGGUCUCUUUUUAUAAAUCCACAGAGUGACGCCAUCAGUCAUCCAAGCAUCUUCUAAAACCAGCUUAACAUUAAGUCCAGUCGGCAUAUUUGGUAGCAAUGCUGAGUCUGUAGAUUCGAAUAAAAAGCGGCUGAAGCUCUGUUAUUCUUUUGUACAUUUCCAUUUCGUUUCAGUUAAAUCCAGCAGCAGUUAUGAUUGAGUUUGAAUGGUGACUUGUACCUUCUCCAAACCCUGUAGAAAAAUCAUUGUUUGAUAUAUAUUUUUUGAUUUGGUUAGUUUCUGCCCUUGAUAAUUAAUGUAUGGUACCAAUAAAAAGAUACAUUUUCACUUUAAAA